GUCAAUUUGAAAUUCAAAUCCACAAAUUGAACCCGCCCAUAGCUCACCUCCGCCUCUCUUCAUUCACCCGCUACAGUUAACUCUUCUUCUCCAUCUCUCCAUUUCCAGAACCCCCCCAGAGCACAGAAGAAAACAAGGAAUCGCAAAAAUGGUGGUUCCGAAGAAGGCGGCGUUCGCGUACGAGGAAAGCCGGCUGAAGCGGCUGCAAGAGAACAAAAGGAGGAUGGAGGAGCUCAACCUCAACAAGCUCGCCCAAUCUCUCCGCCCCUCCCCCAAACCCUCCCCUAUGAAGAAGACGAAGACUAAGGUGCCGCUGGACCUGAUUCCGGUGAGGAGAUCGAGCCGCGUCUCCGACAAGCCCGCUCCUAAUUACAAAGAGAUUGGAUUUGAAUCUCUGGGGAUUGCAAGGAGAAGUUACGUAAGAAGAGAUUUGUUGAAUCGGGUCUAUGCAUCUGAUGGAGACAGAAUGGAUGCCUUAGAAAGAGCUGAAGCUUUAGGACAAGGAUUGGACAAGGAGUUCCCAAGCUUUGUGAAGCCUAUGCUUCAGUCUCAUGUAACUGGUGGUUUUUGGCUGGGACUUCCAGUUCAGUUUUGCAAAGCUCACCUGCCAAGACAUGAUGAGAUGAUCACUCUGGUGGACGAGAACGGGGAAGAAAGCGUCACAAAAUACUUGUCGUUGAAGACGGGGCUGAGCGGGGGCUGGAGGGGCUUUGCCCUAAUGCAUGAUCUUGUUGAUGGGGAUGCUCUGGUUUUUCAGCUGAUUGAGCCAACCACAUUCAAGGUUUACAUCAUAAGGGUGAAUGAAGCAGCAGAAGAAGAAAAUGGGAGAGAGUGAGUAGGGCACUAAGCAGCAGGAGAGAUCACUUUGUAAGGAACCACUACUAGUAGUUUUUAAAUAUAAAUAUUAGGGGUGCAUAUCUUAUGGCCCUAGUUUUAAUGGCCCAUUUUGACAGCCCAACUCCAAAGCCAACCCAGUGGCCCAUUUGCCCAGUUUGAUUUAGCCAUAGCCCAUUUCUUGCUAAUGUCCUUGUGGACGUGUGCUUUGUAAGGUUUUGCUACUUGCUACUCCUAUCUCAAGUAAAAGGGCAUGUUUAUU
Cuscuta campestris is the source of this 1096-nucleotide messenger RNA. The record is from the annotation of a GenBank genome assembly. Lineage: Eukaryota; Viridiplantae; Streptophyta; Magnoliopsida; Solanales; Convolvulaceae.